Molecule: messenger RNA, 6482 nt
Organism: Salvelinus fontinalis (brook trout)
Lineage: Eukaryota; Metazoa; Chordata; Actinopteri; Salmoniformes; Salmonidae
Product: zinc finger protein 585A-like
Exons: 3
Coding region: 587-3874 (1095 amino acids)
Source: RefSeq, a predicted model, not a curated record
GUACUUUCUGUUGGGCCCGCCCCUUUGUUUCUUUUCUCCUCGAACGUGAACAGGUCGCGUUUGAAAAGCUAGCUAGCUAAUAGUACACUGCUAAAUACAGGGACAUAUUUUUUCUUAAAUCGAGCUGGUGACCUCACAAGAUCUGGUGUUAUGAGACUCCAGUUCCAGAAGACUUGUGAAUAAACACGGCCCACUGGGCACACACUGAUUGGUGUUAUGAGACUCCAGUUCCAGAAGACCUGUGAAUAAACACGGCCCACUGGGCACACACUGAUUGGUGUUAUGAGACUCCAGUUCCAGAAGACCUGUGAAUAAACACGGCCCACUGGGCACACACUGAUUGGUGUUAUGAGACUCCAGUUCCAGAAGACCUGUGAAUAAACACGGCCCACUGGGCACACACUGAUUGAAUCGGCGUUGUUUUCACAUUUUAAUUCAAUUACUUUGAACCAACAUGGAAUAGACCUUGAAUUGAUGUCUGUGCCCAGCGGGAGGAGAGACACCUCAAACUUGCGACAUCUCCAUUCAAUAACUAGGUGUUAUUAUUGCUGUUUUUACCAAGAAACGUUCUAACUCAACAGACAAUAUGAGUCAAAAGAAGGGAACAUUGAUGGAUGAAAUCGAAAAGACAUUAUGGAAUUUAACUGAGGACAAUUUACGCUCCCUUUGUGAAUGUUAUGGCCAAGAUGCAUCCGUAGUUAAAGGCAUGGAUCACCGCUCGUUGCGGCGUAAAAUCAUGGAGGAAAUGUGGGACAAUACUGAUUCAAUGAAAUCAGUGGAGCAGGGAAUGUCUUGGUUAGUCCAACUGAAAGAGGACAUCAGGAGGAUACAGGAGGAUGCUAGUGGUGCACCCGUGAGUCCCAGCAAAGCCCAUGAUCCUGUAGACUGCGAUGAAGAAUGGAAUGGAGAGGGAGGGGCUGGGUUACCUAGCAACAGGUUGGAGGUGAAGCCCAUGAGUCUCAGCCAAUCUGAUGAUGAUGAUGAUGAUGCUGCAGACUGUGACGCAGGGGACACGGAUUGGUUGCCUAGCAAUGGGCUGGAGGCGGAGUCCAUGAGUCCCAGCCAGUCCGAUGAUUGUGAUGCUGCAGACUGCGAUGAAGAAUUGGACAGGGAGGCCAGGGAUUGGAUGGUUUGCGAUGGGCUGGAGGUGGAGUUAUCUCCAGAGAAGCACACACCAGAGCAGAAGGACAAGUGUCGCCCACCGAAGACCCUGUGUCGUGCCUCUCCCGGUAGCGCCUUCAUUUUGGGUCUGAAGAGGGUGUCUGUGCAGCUGAUGGACUGCAAGAAAACACUGGGGCAGAAAACCUGCAAGAAAACCCACUCCUGUGCUCAGUGUGGGAAGAGUUUUGCCACAAAAGACAUUCUGGAGCGACAUCUGCUAACUCACACUGGAGAGAAACAGAAAAAUAUAUGUGCUGAAUGUGGGGGAGUAUUCAGUACAUUUUCCAGCCUUUCCAGGCAUCUGAAAACUCAUACUGGAGAGAAAUGUCAUGUUUCUGAAACCACAUGCUCUGAAUGCGGAAAGACAUUCAGUACACAUUCCAGUCUUAGGAGACAUCUGCUAACUCACACUGGAGAGAAACCGUAUGUUUGCCCUCGUUGUAAGAAAGGUUUCAAUGAUCCAGGAAACUUGAAGAAACACAUCAGGAGAGCUCACCCAGGAGAGAAGUUGGGUGUGGAGAGGCUCUACCGUGAACCGUGUCCUCACUGUGGGGAGAAGUUUCCCACAAAGAAGGCUUUGGAGGAGCACCUGGUAACCCACACAGGAGAGAAACCUCACCAGUGCUCUGACUGUGGGAGGGGAUUCAAUGAAUUGUCUAGUCUUAAGAGGCAUCUGAGAACUCAUACUGGGGAGAAACCAUACAUUUGCCCUCGUUGUGGCAAGCCUUUUAAUGAUCCAGGAAACUUGAAGAAACACAUAAAAAGAACUCACUCCGGAGAACAUUUCAAAGAGAAACCUUCUGAGAACAAUGUUGGUUCUUCAGAACAGGAGGAGACAGUAAAGAAGCCAGUCCUUCAUCCAUGUUCUCACUGUGGGAAGAAGUUGUCAACCAAGACAAGACUAAAGAUUCACCUGAAGACCCACACUGUAGAGAAAUCUCACGUCUGCCCCGACUGUGGGAAGAGCUUUGCUUUCCGUCCCUCCUUGACUAAACAUCAGAAACUUAGUCAUUCAGAGCACGGAGGAGUGAAAAGGCAUGAAUGUUCAGUGUGUGGGAAAGUCUUUAAUCAGCCAGGAGCCUUGAGGUCCCAUCAAAGAACCCACACUGGAGAGAAACCUCACCUCUGUGCUGACUGUGGGAAGAGUUUCUCUUUUCAGUCGUCUCUGAAAAGACAUCAGGCACUUCACGCAGCAGGUAGUGCAAAGCCCCACAUGUGCUCUGUCUGUGGGAAAGGCUUUAGAGAUUCUGGAUACUUAAAAAAACACCAAGCCAUCCAUUCGGAAGAGAAACCUCACCUCUGCUCUGAUUGUGGAAAGACUUUUGCAUCCUUAUUUACCUUAACAAAUCAUUCCAAAUUGCAUCGUUUAAACAGAGACCAAUUCCAAUGCCCUGAAUGCAAGCGCCAUUUCCCAACAAAGGAAAGGCUGACAAGCCACCAGAGAACGCAUACCGGAGAGAAACCAUUUCGCUGCUCCCAAUGCCACAAACGCUUCUCUCACUCAAGUAGUUAUCAAAGGCACCUUCGUAUGCACACUGGGGAGAAACCCUUCAUUUGCCCCCUUUGCGGGAAGCAAUUUAACGACUCUUCGAAUCUUAGAACACAUGUUAGAAGACAUAAAGGAGAGAAGGUAGGCAAAACACAGGUCUCUGAGCCAUGCCCUCACUGUGGGAAGAGGCUGGCUUCUAAGGCAGGGUUAGAGACUCACCUGCGGACCCACACUGGAGAGAAACCUCACCUCUGCGCCGACUGCGGCAAGAGCUUCGGGUUCCACUCAGCUUUGAGAAGACAUCAGAAAACGCAGCACGGAGAGCAAUUAGCGAAGCCGCACGUCUGUUCUGUCUGUGGGAAAGGUUUCAUGGAAUCUGGAGCGCUGAAGAAACAUGUGGUGACCCACGAAGAGAAACAGCACCUCUGCCCUGACUGCGGAAAGACGUUCAGGGUGCUUCAGGCCUUGUCAAAUCAUCAGAGAACCAAGCAUCAAAAAACAAACGAGCAAGUAAGAGAGAAGAAUCCGUUCCUGUGCCUUACUUGCGGCCAGGAAUUCAAUUCAAAGCAUAGAUUGGUAAUCCACGAGCGAAAGCACACAGGCGAGAAGCCUUACCAAUGCUCCCAUUGCGACAAACGCUUCACUGAGAAGUCUUACAUGAAACGUCACCAGACGGUGCACACGGGAGAUAAACCUUUCCAAUGCUCCGUCUGCGAUAUGAAGUUCUCGCAUGGUGCAUCUUUAAUACGGCACCGCCUAAUACACUCGGGUGAGAAACCGUACCACUGCACUUACUGCGACAAGAGUUUCUCUCAGUCAAAUACGCUCAAAACACACAUACUAACUCACACUGGAGAGAAACCGUACCCGUGCCCCGACUGCGGGAAGCGUUUCACUGAAAAGAAAGCUAUGAAGAAACACCAGCGCGACACACACGGGACAGAGACACACAGCAACACACACGGGUCAGGGGAACACAACUCUGCUUUCUCUUUGCCUGGUAAAAAACAGAGAUUGAGUCAAGACCGGAGCCCUCGAGCAAAGCCGUACCAAUGCCCUGACUGUGGCAAGUGUUUCUCCGAGAAAAGAGCUCUUACGAAACACCAGAAGACACACCGGAGAGACAGCGCCCCCUAUUGGUCCGGUAUACUGCAGCGAUGGAGUCAAGACCCGCAACACUCUAAUACUGACUCAGACCAAGACCAAGACUGGACCUCUUUAUAAAGACUCAGACCAAGACUGGACCUCUUUAUAAAGACUCAGACCAAGACUGGACCUCUUUAUAAAGACUCAGAACUCUUUAUAAAGACUCAGACAGGACCUCAGUAUUGACCCCCCCCUCCCCUCAUUUAAACAGGGCAGAUAUGAUUGUGUUGUUUUGGCCAGCAGUUCUCCAGUCUUAUUCCCCUUCUUCACACUAUGUCAACCUUCAGUAUGCCAAUUCUGCUUUAAUUAGGAGACAUUUUGUUUCGUUGCAUGUUGUAUUGAGACUUGAGAUUUGGCCCAAUUAUAUAACAUCUAUUAUUUAAGAAGAGUAAUUGCACCAAGAACAUCUGGUCGGGAGUCUGGAAACACCAAGAACAUGAGAUCAUCUGGUCUGGAAACACCAAGAACAUGAGAUCAUCUGGAAACACCAAGAACAUGAGAUCAUCUGGUCGGGAGUCUGGAAACACCAAGAACAUGAGAUCAUCUGGUCGGGAGUCUGGAAACACCAAGAACAAUGAGAUCAUCUGGUCUGGAGUCUGGAAACACCAAGAGCAAUGAGAUCAUCUGGUCUGGAAACACCAAGAGCAAUGAGAUCAUCUGGUCUGGAAACACCAAGAGCAAUGAGAUCAUCUGGUCUGGAGUCUGGAAACACCAAGAACAAUGAGAUAAUCUGGUCUGGAAACACCAAGAACAUCUGGUCGGGAGUCUGGAAACACCAAGAACAUGAGAUCAUCUGGAGUCUGGAAACACCAAGAACAUGAGAUCGUCUGGAAACACCAAGAACAUGAGAUCAUCAGGUCUGGAGUCUGGAAACACCAAGAACAUGAGAUCAUCAGGUCUGGAGUCUGGAAACACCAAGAACAUGAGAUCAUCUGGAGUCUGGAAACACCAAGAACAUGAGAUCAUCUGGAGUCUGGAGUCUGGAAACACCAAGAACAUGAGAUCAUCUGGUCUGGAAACACCAAGAACAUGAGAUAAUCUGGUCUGGAGUCUGGAAACACCAAGAACAUGAGAUCAUCUGGUCUGGAAACACCAAGAACAUGAGAUCAUCUGGUCUGGAGUCUGGAAACACCAAGAACAAUGAGAUAAUCUGGUCUGGAGUCUGGAAACACCAAGAACAAUGAGAUCAUCUGGUCUGGAGUCUGGAAACACCAAGAACAAUGAGAUCAUCUGGUCUGGAGUCUGGAAACACCAAGAACAAUGAGAUCAUCUGGUCUGGAGUCUGGAAACACCAAGAGCAAUGAGAUCAUCUGGUCUGGAAACACCAAGAGCAAUGAGAUCAUCUGGUCUGGAAACACCAAGAGCAAUGAGAUCAUCUGGUCUGGAGUCUGAAAACACCAGGAACAAUGAGAUAAUCUGGUCUGGAGUCUGGAAACACCAAGAGCAAUGAGAAGAUCAUCUGGUCUGGAGUCUGAAAACACCAAGAACAAUGAGAUCAUCUGGUCUGGAGUCUGGAAACACCAAGAACAUGAGAUCAUCUGGAGUCUGGAAACACCAAGAACAUGAGAUCAUCUGGUCUGGAGUCUGGAAACACCAAGAACAAUGAGAUCAUCUGGUCGGGAGUCUGGAAACACCAAGAGCAAUGAGAUCAUCUGGUCUGGAGUCUGAAAACACCAAGAACAAUGAGAUCAUCUGGUCUGGAAACACCAAGAACAUGAGAUCAUCUGGAGUCUGGAAACACCAAGACGACCAGAUCAACAGUCCAUCUUCGGUAUAAACAAGCUAAGGGACGGGAAUGGGGGAAAACAACCUCAAAUUCAUAGACAGACAUGGCAACAGAAAGCUGCCCGUAGCAUUUUACACAGCUAACAACCAUUGGAUUUAAAAUGGAUUCAUUCAUUGACUGUUCUUUGUCCAAACAACCAUUGGAUUUAAAAAUUCAUUGACUGUUCUUUGUCCUAACAACCAUUGGAUUUAAAAAUUCAUUGACUGUUCUUUGUCCUAACAACCAUUGGAUUUAAAAUGGAUUCAUUCAUUGACUGUUCUUUGUCCUAACAACCAUUGGAUUUAAAAUGGAUUCAUUCAUUGACUGUUCUUUAUCCUUCAAGAUAACAUUUCCACAACUCUUUAGUUACCAGGAAACAAGACAAUUAGAAACAAGCGCCCCCCUCCACCACACACACACACACCUAAGAGACUCAAUGAACUUAGAGUAUAUUGACGUGUUUCACAGUUGUGUACAGCAAGUAAUUUGUUUGACAUUUUUAAUGGCUCUAUUCGAUCAGAUCCACUUUAGUGGUGUCGGAGGUGGAACUGCGUUAGAGCCGUCAAAUCCACAAGCGGCUCCUGGCAUUAUACCUUAAGCGGACAUUGCGAUCGGUAUUGCACAGUCACAGAACUCCCACGCUGCCUUGUUUAGAAGUUGGAACACUGUGUGAUGUAAUCUACAGCCAGUUGAAUGAUUUUUAAAUCUUGAGUGUAUUCUUUCUAUGUAUAGUCGACAGUUCCAACAGUUCCCCCUCAGACGCCGCCAAAACAUCCGCUAUGGCGGUUAAUGAUCUCAUUGAAUCUAGGCCUGAGUAUAUACUUUGGCAGAUGAUAUUGAAGAAUGUUGUGUGUUUCAAAGGCUGUUUGAGUCUAUGUAAAAACACCAUGGAAACCGUGACAGUAAACAUGUUUGAACUGA